AUGUGUUCGUCGGCCGGGAGGGGUGGGGGUUGGGAGGAUGAGACAGACAUUCCUGAACGUACGACCCCUCCUCCAGUUACGCAACCAGCAACACAGACCUUUGGCACAUUGGCAUCAUAUCCACCAUUUACUCACGCAACAGUGCCAGAAGUUAUUUCACCACCAUCACCACCAAGCAGUCGACAGUCGCAAUAUAAGCAGCAAGGGUCUCGCCGAUCAGCAAUCUUACGUCGAAUCCGUCAGACAACUGGAAGCUUAGAAGAAAUUCCAAUAUUUCUCGCCGCUAAACGGCCUCGUACGGACACACCAUAUCCGACCUCGCCACCACUAUCCCACUGGCACUUUGCACCGAUAGUCACAUCACCGCCAAUGGUAUCAAAACUACGCCCGCAACGGCUCUCCCGCCACGCACGACUAGCAAUGCCUCAUAAGCAGUAUCAACCAACAUCGCCCCUUUACUACAUUCCACCACCACCACCCACUAUCCGGCCACGUCAACCCAAAACCAAUGCAUUACGGCCAACUGCAGUACCACUCAUGCAACUGGACUCAAAAGCGCGUCGAACGCAGCAACGAGCACAGCAACAAAAUAGGCAGCAUGACCCUUAUUACGCAACACCAUCAACAGCAGCUGCCGAGCAACAGAAUUAUAUGGCUCUCCUACCUCCACCACGAUAUACGACCGUAACCGCAAAACCAAAAAAACCAUACGCACAACCAAAGAAUGUACAACAACAUACACCUCCACCACCGACUGAUUUAGUUGACGAACCGCGGCAACAAGGUUAUCCAGCACAGCGAUACCAACAGCGAGAUACGACAACAGCAACGACAAAUAAACCGAACCACGUCAUUUUAUCAGAUUCAACAAUGUCCCGUUUCCGGCUGUCUCAAUUUAACAACAGCACAGUCAGCGUCCGCAUAAAAUCUAACUCCGGCUUUGGGAUACGCGAUUAUAUUAACCAGGUCACCAGUGGUCAACUCCGAUACCUCCUAGAGGAAUGUUUAUCAGAGCAUAUUUAG
Didymodactylos carnosus is the source of this 1023-nucleotide messenger RNA. The record is from the annotation of a GenBank genome assembly. Lineage: Eukaryota; Metazoa; Rotifera; Eurotatoria; Philodinida; Philodinidae.